This is a messenger RNA of Paramacrobiotus metropolitanus, 2318 nucleotides long. RefSeq lists its product as uncharacterized. Gene Ontology annotation, molecular function: mRNA binding. Bases 468 to 1922 code for a protein of 484 amino acids. The record is from RefSeq and is a predicted model, not a curated record. Lineage: Eukaryota; Metazoa; Tardigrada; Eutardigrada; Parachela; Macrobiotidae. The transcript has 9 exons.
GUCCGGUUCCCUUCGAUUGCAUUCCCUCCGACUGCAAUCAUUCCCGCCGAUCAUGAAGCCGGAGAUUAAACAAAUGUUGCCCCAGCGCCAAUUGACGGCCGGAAUGUUUACUCGCCACAAGUGAGCAGUAUCUCUGUAUACAGACUGUAUAGCCCGGUAUCCGCUGCCGGUCUAAUGCACUCUAAUUACCGCUUCCUUAUCCGCUCUACCUGUUCCCUUUCCACCGCUCCCAUUGGCCGCCGCCAGCGCAUACAUCUCAAGAACAAAAUGUAUCUGUUGUGUACACUGUACACGCAUCGAUUAGCCUGACUGUGUGAACAUUGGGAGAACGGCAGUCAGCUGAGGUUGAUGUUGAUGCGGCAGGACAGUGUCGCGCUACCGGCACAACACGCUAAUGCACCAUAAUUCCCCGCGAUAGAUAAUUCACUCCUUCUGCGCAGCAUCUUCACUCUACUUCUGCAUCAGGGAUGCCGGCGAGUAAAUGCGGCGUGCUGGUGUCGAUGGACGAGGAUAAUCCGGCGUUAGCACUGCGGCCUGACCCAAUUCGCCUGCCCGCCGCCCCGCACGACCCUAAUCCCCUCCCGCUCAACCUGGCUAACCGCUACAGCGCCGCCAAGCAAGCGCGCCGGGUGGGCUACACCAGCGACUACCGCGAGGACACCGGAGGGUCCCCGACGCCGGGGCUGGUCAGUGCGGAGGGCGGCCGGAUGUAUAACGGCGUCCGCCACGGGAAGCGGGCCGUGGGGGAGCAGGGCGCGGAGGGCGACGGCGCCAAGGAGGGCCGGAAGGAGGCGCCGACGAGUGGGACGCUGGAGCGGGAACGGGUCACGUACAGCAGGAGCAGCAGUCCGCCCGGCAGCGGGAUGGGCAUGGGCCUGGAGGCCUUCGUCGGCGCCGUCGCCGAACACCAAGAGGUGCGGACGCUUUUCAUCAGUGGCUUGCCGAUGGACGUCAAAGGCCGGGAACUGUACCUGCUCUUCCGCGGCUACGAGGGUUACGAGAAUUCCAUGCUGAAGGCCACCGGGAAGAUCGGCAAAUCCGUAUCGCCCGUGGGAUUCGUGACCUUUUCCAGUCGCGCUCUGGCGGAGAUUGCGCGCCAGGAUUUGCAGGGCAUCCGCUUCGACCCCGACGCACCACAGACAUUGCGCCUAGAGUUCGCCAAGAGCAACACCAAAGUGCCCAAACCUAAAGCACCGACCGCCACCGUCCUCGCCCCGCCCACCAACGGCUGCCACAACGUCAACAACACCAGCAACGUGUUCCUCGGCCCGCAUUUUCCCGGUGGAUAUCCCACCGGUUGCGAGGCGGCCGCCCUCGGGUGCGAGAACGUCAACUGGCCGCCGUGGUCGCUGCAGCACUUGGCGGCGCUGCACAUGUACCAGUCGGCCGCGUCGGCGCCCGCCGCCGCUGCUCCCGCGGGCGGCGAGUACCUGAGCGCCGAGCAGCUGGCCGGCGUCCUGCACAGCGGCGCCGGGUCGUUCCCGCCGGCGACCAACUACUUUCACUCGCUCACCAACCACCUUGCCGGCACCGUCCCGUCCCCGCUGAACCUGUCGUCCCCCGUCAACCCGGCCCUCCUCACCACCGCCCUCCCGUUGGGCGCCAAUCCGCCCUGCAAUACGCUCUUCGUGGCCAACCUGGGCGCCAACGCCUCCGACCUGGAGGUGCGCCACCUCUUCGCCAGUUGUCCGGGCUUCAGCCGGUGCCGGGUGAGCAGCAAGGCCAUGCUGGGCGCCGCCGCCGGCAGCCUGCAGAACGGCCAUCCUGCGCCGGGCGCCGUGGCUUUCGUGGAUUUCGUGGAUAUCCGCUGUGCCAGCAACGCCCUGCUGGCGCUGCAGGGCGUCAAGCUCUCCAGCUCCCCGGCCAACGGCCAGGGCAUCCGCAUCGAGUUCGCCAAGCAGAAGAUGGUCGAUAUGACCUAAGGUAAUGCGCAAUACGCUCAUCCGUCCCCAUUUCACGCCGGUUCCAGCAGUCGGUGGCGCCGCCUUGCGCCCAGUGUAUAUACAGAAUGAAAUGGCGAUUUAACAGUGACCUUUCAACGUUAACCUGAACAGUCUCAAAACCGGUGAUCUGAUCCGCCUCCUCAAACUAUUGCAUCAAAGUUCUCAUUGCUGGAAUAGCAGGAAUCAACUAAUUUAGCGCUCUGAUCUGGUUUUAAUUGCCGACAGUAUUUAUAUCUAAUAUUCCGGUAAAAUAAUAAUUAUAACGUACAAACUUGAAUCGCUGCUGUGUUUAUGAUCUGAAUUUAUGAUCUGAAUUAAGUCUCAUGCUCAGUUGAUCAAACGAUGACCGGCUGUGUAGAUAAUACUAGUGGUGAC